This is a messenger RNA of Selaginella moellendorffii, 812 nucleotides long. RefSeq lists its product as uncharacterized. The coding region runs from base 25 to 426 and encodes 133 amino acids. Lineage: Eukaryota; Viridiplantae; Streptophyta; Lycopodiopsida; Selaginellales; Selaginellaceae. The record is from RefSeq and is a predicted model, not a curated record. The transcript is spliced from 2 exons.
AGAGACCCAAUCAAAUUUUUUUGUAUGAACGAGGGAUUUCUCUUCUCCGCAAAGUCGCUCUCGGCAGCGUUGCUGGAGCUAAAUCUUCUCUCGUGCCGAUCCCCCCGAAUGAUCCACGGUUCAGGCUCUUGGAUCGCGCGAUAUUCCCUUUCGCUGGCAAAUGCGAGCAGCAAGAACAGGGCAUUCGAUGGAUGCGGCGUCAAUCUUGUUCGAUUAUCGUCUCCUGGAACGCGAUGGUCACCGCGUAUGUGGCGGCAUCCCGCAUCCGAGAGUGAGAGUCUAUGUUUGAUUGCGUCUCAGAGCGCCAUGGAACUCGAUGAUAAUGGCUCUCGCGCAGCAGGGGCAAAUUGUGGCAGCGAAAUCGAGCUUGGGCAAAAACGCCGGCCAAGGAUCUGGUGUCCUGGACGAAUCUACUGCCCAGAAUGACAGGACGUUCCAUGGGUUCCCCUUCCAGCAGUGAAUAGCAGAGGGGGGAUUUGGCCACCUCCAAAGAAAUGUUUGAUUUCAUGCCGGAUGAAGACGGUAUUGAUUCGGCCAGUAGCUGCUCUCCAGGAUCCGCGCGUGGAUCCUCUGGCCUCGCAGCCCCUGGAUGUCGUCCACGUGGACAAUCAGAUAGAUUCCAAAUCUUGUUUUUCAAAUAAGAGGUGCUGAAAUAAUAUUUUGUUAUCUCCCAGUGUUCAUGGCUUUGUGGUUAUAGCAUGCACGCUGUAAUGUUCUAUUGUGAAGGGUUGCUGGGUUCGAUUCCCAUCCGCCUCAACUUUCAAUUAAGAAUAGUACGGUGUUAGGGUCGCCCCCUAACAUGAACACUAUUU